Molecule: messenger RNA, 1788 nt
Organism: Scaptodrosophila lebanonensis
Lineage: Eukaryota; Metazoa; Arthropoda; Insecta; Diptera; Drosophilidae
Gene: comm
Product: protein commissureless 1
Exons: 2
Coding region: 120-1379 (419 amino acids)
Biological process (GO): axon guidance
Source: RefSeq, a predicted model, not a curated record
AGCGUCACGCGUGUGUUCAAGUGUCAGAGUGCUUCACCAAAAAUAAACAAAUCAAAAAAUAAAUAAGAGAAGUAACGAAAACGAAAAUCAAAAGUUAAAUAAAAAGGAAAACCCAAAAAAUGUCGCCAAUUCUCUUGACAACAACGACACAAGCAGCCACAGCCACAGUCACUGAGGAUUAUGCUGCAAUGGAAACAACAACGUUGGCAUCCUCAACAUCUGAGCUCUAUGCCGACUAUAUUGCCGCACCGGCUAGCAGCAUGAGUCCUGCAGCCAUUGCGGAGCACAUGCAACAAAACCAAAUCACCUUUGAGAUACCCACGGCCCACGAUCUCCGACACAUUGAUGCCCUCCACUCGUUCAAUGCACUGUUGCAGCGCAUCGGCAAUGCAGUGGCCUACGACACAUCCUCGUCGCUAUCAUCGGCCGGUGGACAUGUGCCCUGGUCCCAUGACUCCACAAUUACCACCGAACAGCUGUCGAAAUCAGUGGUCCUCGAUCUGGCCGACUUGCGUGAGCAUAAUGCCAGCUCCAGUGACUCAUCAUCAGGCUCGUCCUGGGAGCAAAUCUUCGGCGAUGCGGACAUGCACGCCAUUAUUAACUAUCUGUGGAUUGGUGUGGUCACAUCUCUGGUGGUGCUGUCCCUCAUCUUUAUAGUGUUCAGCUGUUACUUCUAUCGCAAGUUUCGCACAUGGAAAAAAUGCAAUAAGGACAUACGUGCACAAAUACAUGGCUCUGACUCCUCCUAUUCCUCGCACCUGGUCAGCUGUGACAGGAGUCUGCUGCAGCCCACAGUGGCGGGAGCUAGCGCAGGUGCUGGUGGUGGCGCUGGAGGACUGGGAAAUGAGGCAGCCUUCUAUCAAAUCGAAUCACCACCAUGUUAUACAAUUGCCACCGGUUUGCCGAGCUACGAUGAGGCAUUACAUCAUCAACCGCGCCAUUUUGCUUAUGGCAUGAAAUUUAUGUAUCCCAGCCUGGCAGCCGUGCAUCAUCAUCAUCAUCAUGCGUGCAGUGCAGUGGCCGCCAGCCAGGCAGCCAUUUCGAAUUGGGAAAAGGACGAACUGCAGCGUCAGAAUAAACUGCAAAAGUGCAAACUGUCAACAACAGCGACAGAGAUGGUCACAGAGGCGGGGCCGGAGACAGAGACAGGGGGAAAAAGGCCAGCACCCGCUGCCAUUUGCAUUAACAUGCCCACAGACGAUGUGGAGCAGCAGUUGAAUGGAGGCAGCAGCAGCAGCAGCAGCAGCAGCAGCAGCAACAACAAUGUGGUGGGAACAACAACCACAGCGACCAGCAGCCGCAGUCCGAUGCAAAGUUUGUUGCCUGCCGCUGCUGCUGACGAUGAUUGUGCCUCAUUGGUUGUUGUUGUUGCCGCGUGAUUGCCUACCAACUAAAGUGCCUCAUCAGAGGGCAUCAUCAGGGCGGGCGGGAGAUAAAGGGUUUUAGUCACUUUGUAUUAAGCGCUUGUAAAUACACACACCUACACACACACACACACACUCGCAUAGUUGCGUCGUCUGUCUGUCAGUCGCGCUUUUGUCCCAACUGCUGGUUAACUUCGAGACUUAAACUACGUGUUCUCAUUAAAUGUACGCCGACAACAUUAAGUUAAAGUACUAAACUCUCCAUCUUCUUCCUCUGCACUGUGUAAAUGAUUUAAUUUUGUUUUUAAAUUAUUUGUUAUUAUCGCAAGACUGAGUAUUAUUAUUUAUUAUGUACUGUAUAUAGAAAUCAGUAAUUUAGAAAAUGUCUAUACAUUAAGAUUACCUUUUAAGAGAAAGAGAGAGA